UUCUCCUCACACGCGCAUCUCGAACGAUUAUCAUCCUUCUAGAUUAUUGGCAAAGGGUGACUCAGUAAAGUUCGACCAAAGCGCCACUUGCGGUGAUUUUUUUAGCAUGCUCUAACUAAACAGCACGCAGAGUAAAAGGUUGCACGAAGAAUCGCGGUUCUUUCUCUUACAUUUCACGGCCCUCUUAUUUACAAAAAUGGGUGGUUUUUUAUCCAAGUUUCGUUGGAAAAAACAGGAGUUUGGUGAAGGCUCCGAACAACAAACUCCUGAGGAUGAAGAAAAGAACGAAAAGCCAAUUUCUGCUGAAGAAGAGUUGAUAAGUACAGAAAAACCAGAAACAAAGGAACUUCUCAAGGAGGAAGUAAAUGUAGAUACUGUUCCAGGAGUCAUUGCUUCUCCAGAAACACAAGAUGCUCCAAAAUAUGAAGAAAAGUCACCAGAUGUACUACAAUCAACUCCUACCAUCUCCUUAACUGUUCCAGAUUCUGAACAUGGGGGAACCCAAAAAGAGGAUAAAGAAAAUAAAACAAUUUCAACUGAAACAAAUUUUGAAAAUAAAGAUACGUCCGAUGUGGUAGUGGAACCAACAGGUACAACUGCGCCAACUAUUAGCAGUGAAACAGCUAAGGAGCCCCCUCAAUCAACAUCAACCCUUCCCACAAGCGAUGAUGUUAAAUUUGAAACAACGGAGACUCUGAUAGAAGCACCACAAUCAACUACUGUCCCAGAAAUAGAAGAACUUUCAAAGGAAAUUCCACAGCCAUCUUACACUCCUGUUAUAACAGGCGUUAACUCUGAAACACAAGAAAAGACAGACGUGGUAGAUCCUGGGACACUGUUGAAAGAGCAGCAGGAAAAACAGCUCAAAAGUGAGUCUAAAACUCUUCAAGAACAAAAGAAUAUUCUACCAAGUGAGACGACGGAUGAUGAUUAUGAAUGGGUAGACCCACUUAGCGAUCUGCCUACUAGUCAAGCUAUAAGCGAGGACAAGUCCAUCUCACUACAGUUUCAGGAGUUAACCUCAGAUGAAGCUUCUGAAAACAAGGAAACGAUCCUUUUCCAGGCAGAAGAAGAAGAUAAAUGUGAACACGAAAUAGAAUCAAAAUCUAUUGAGAUUUCUGAUCCCCGUGUCACAGAAGAAGCCACGCCAUCAUCUUCUUUCCCUGAAUCUAUAUCGACUACUUCAACAAUCACAAGUACGACUGACGGAAUUCAAAAAAUGAAAAUGGAGGAUAAAAAGAGCAAUAUUACUGAAAGUCAGAUGUUAACUGAAUACCUUUCGACUUCGGAUAUGGAAGUUCUGAAUCAAACAGAAGAAAAGAUGGAGUUUACUGAUACUUUCAAGGAGCAACAGAUGGAGAUCAAGAGAGUUGAAUAUGUCGACAAAUCCACGGCUGAAGAACUGAAAGUGGGCGAUACUGUUAAAGUAGAUCAAAUUAACGAAGAAAUCCCAUUAUAUGAGGAUAGAGAAGAUAGUGGAGUAGAUCCUUAUGAUACUCAGAUUGUGACUGAACAAGAACAAAUUCAGUUGGAUAUGCCAACCCUUAAUGUUAAUGAAAGCACACACACUGUUGAUCCCAAGGGGUCAACGAACGAGAUGACUUUAGACAUUCCUAAAACAGAAGACUUACCAGACUAUAGUGGACCACACACUCCCGAAGAAGAGGAUGCUGCAGUAAAAAUCCAGUCAGCUUUUCGUGGAUUCAUUGCAAGAAAGCAGUACUUAGAGAAUAAAGUCAACUACGAACAUUCAGAUUUUGCACAACGAAGUGAAAAUGUUCUAAAUGACACAAAAAUUGAGCUUCUACAUGAUUUUACAGAAACAGGUGAUAUAGAAGCUGAAAAAGAACUCAGGAAAGAUAAACAUGCAGAAAUAAUACUGAAGGAAGACGAAAGAGUAAAUGUAAUCAAUUUAGAUGAAAUCAGCCCGGAAUCUCUAGACGAGCCAAAGCCUGAAGAAUAUCCUCAGCUUGAGGAUCAUCUAAAGUUUAUGGACAAUAAAGAGGACACACAAGAUUCUUUGGAGGAAGAUAAGGCCGCUAUACGUAUUCAAGCUGCAUUUCGUGGUUAUAAAGUACGUCGGGAAAUGAAACACGAACACCCACACAUUGUAUUAGAUAAAACUCAACAAGGUGAAGAUCAAGAAUCGGAGUAUAAGGAAGAAGAAGGUUUUCUAACAGAAGAUAAGUGUCAGGAAGAAUUACAGAAACAUUUAAACACUGAACAUAGUGCAAGGGAAAGCCAGAAUGAUAACUUUGAAUCAACAGACAAAUUGCUAAUCAGUGAGUUUGACCAGCUUCAAAGUUUUAUAGAAAGCCAUUCAGAGCCAAAAAUAUAUCUUUCUGCUACAGAUGAAGGGAGUGAACUAGGAACAGAACAAAACAAACAACAGCAAACAAGCACAACAAGCUAUACCAAAAUAACUUCAACGUUUGGAUUGGAAUCACAAGAAUAUGAAGAUACCACUGAUAUUCAACUUCCUACACAACAGGUAUGUGAAGUAACUGAGACCACGCCCAAGUUGCAAGAAGACGAUGCUCUGUUAGGUCAUCCUAUCAUGCCUCCACAGAAAGAAGCUAUAGUUGAUAUGACUAGUUUAUUGGAUAAGCAAGACCGAAAUGAUACCUCCAGUACUGAAGUUGGCGUGUUUGAUAUAAACAGCGUGAGCCAAUCCCAAGUAUCCAAUAUUGACACAUCUGAGGAAAUUCCUAUUGUCGUGCCUUUGAAAAUCACAGGUACAGAAAGCUUUCAAGAAGAUACAGAUGAUGUAAUGGCACAUCAAGAACAACAUGUAUUACAUACUGAUGUCAAUCAAACUAGUGUUUAUUCUGCACCUCAAAAGUCAUUCGAAAAAGCCAUGAUCAUAGUAGAUGAAACAGUAGAAACUGAAAAAGAUCCUACUCUAAUUUCUGAUGAACAUAAAGAAAUAUAUAAACCGAACUCUCUGUCUGAUACCACCAGUGUUUUGGAAGAUUCUAUAGAUAUUUUGAAUAAACUGGAACCACAAAGUAUUCCGGACAGUUCUACACAGUUUGCCAGUAGUGAGUGUGCUCCUUAUACAUUUACAACAAGGCUUGUUGAAGAAGAUUCGAAAUCAAAAUGUAGUACCGAUAAUGCUAUUGAGAAUAUAACAAUUCCUUUCGAAACAGAAAAAUCAGUAGAAAAUAUAGAAACUCAACAAGCUGAACAUUUUGUGGAAUUACAAGAAGCAGAGUGUACAUCUUUAAAUACAAGUGCAUCACUACAGCCAUUACUGGAUGAAGAGCAAUCAAUUAGGCCCAGAGCUUCCUGUGAUAAUAUUGAAGCCACUGAAGGGACAGCUUUUCCUGAAGUUCUUUCGGAAGAGCAAACGGUUUCCAAUAAGUCCGUAACCCAUUCAAAUGUUUUAAAAGAUCUUCAGCAGUUAAUUGAAGAAGUUAAAGUAUCUGAUGCAGCAAUAACAGAAGAGCUAAAUUUGCUAAAAGAGCAGAAUGAGGAUAAAGCUUCACAAAAUGAAUCAAUUGUACGAGACCAGAAAACGUUAUUGAAUCAGUCCUCAAACACAACCUCUCAUUCUGAAGAACAGCCCACAGACAAAUCUAUUAAUGUACAAGAGGUUAAAAUGGAAUCAGAACCCAUGUCUGGCACAUGGGUUGAAGGUGAGCAGAAUGAUCCAUCUUCCACACCAAGUGGCCAAAUCUAGCUUUUUCAGCUGUUUUAAAAAAAAUGCUUUUGUGUUAACAAACACACACACACACACAUAUACAUAUAAUCUUCCAUGAACUUACUCUUUGUUUGGAUUAAAUAUUAAGUGAACGAUGAGACGAGAAGUAUUAUAAUCUAUUUUGUCUCUUUAUUUCUUGACCAGCAACAGUAAUAUUAAAGGUACCUUUGUUAAAAAAAAGAUACAUUUUUUAUCGCUUUGUAGAUGGAAAAACAAAAAACUACAUAGAAUUGGUGAAAUAAUUUUAUUUUGUAGUUAAAUAUUAAGUGUAUAAUUUAUCUCAUAAAUGCUGUACUUGAAUGAUAAAUGACACUUAGUUCCUUA
Molecule: messenger RNA, 4027 nt
Organism: Limulus polyphemus (Atlantic horseshoe crab)
Lineage: Eukaryota; Metazoa; Arthropoda; Merostomata; Xiphosura; Limulidae
Exons: 5
Coding region: 197-3682 (1161 amino acids)
Molecular function (GO): protein binding
Source: RefSeq, a predicted model, not a curated record